AUGGCUCCAAACUCAUUAAUAUCCGGGAGUCUUCAGCAAGGACUUGACUCUUCACAGGAUAAUUCUUCAAAUUAUUUUUCACAGAGUUGGUUAAAAUGGACAUCGAUAGUAUCUCAUCAAAAACCUCAAAUACCAAAACCUCCUGCAGAUACAUUGAAACUUCAGCGUUAUAUAGUUAAUAAUCACGGUUGGUGGCCAAUAUUUGGUGGUGAACCUGGAUUAAAACGAAAAUAUGACGCUUCAACGACAUCGUUUAUGUUAUCUCCAAAACAAACUCCCCUAAACCUAGUACCCUUGGAAUUCUCAAAACGACGAAAGAUUCAUAACUGUUCUCAUUUUUCGUCACAAUUUUCAUGCAAAAAUUAUCUCGCAGUUGAAUGGAAUCCAGAAGAAAACGGAUUCCGUACUGCAUUCCCACCAAGAACAACGACUUCCGCUUUACCACAAGAAAAUUUUGCUGCUGUUACAAGUAGAGUAUUAUUAGUUCGAAGGUUAAAAGCAAAACAAGGGAAUAUUUUUAAAGGAGAUGCUGCUUCAAGAUUUCGAAAAAAUGUUUUAUUAAAAGUAGCACAAGGUGGAUUUACUGUUAAUGACAUAAAUUCCGUAAUUGAAAGUCCGACUAAUGAAUCUGAUGUUAUAAUCAAGCGACCCUGGAAAGACGGGACAACAGAACCAGGGAAAGGAGCAUUUGAAGAAUUAAAGAGUUUACGGCAUAAACAUUCCAGUGAAUCAAGUUUACCAUCCUGUUUAUCCUAUUCGACAUCUGCUUCUCAAGAGCUUUUAAACCAAGCUCGUAAAUACUAUCUUAUUCACAAAGGUUCAAGUCCUUCAAGUCCCAGAGUCAGGCGUGAACCUGAUCCUCUGUCAAAUGUUUGA
Messenger RNA from Diversispora eburnea, 876 nucleotides. The record is from the annotation of a GenBank genome assembly. NCBI's taxonomy places the organism in Eukaryota, Fungi, Glomeromycota, Glomeromycetes, Diversisporales, Diversisporaceae.